AUGACAAGCCAACCACGCAAGUUUUCUGCCGCAAGUGAGAGCGAUGAACGAUUACGCCGUUCAUCCAUAAUGUCUCCUUUGCCAUUGCUGGCUAAUGCUCCCACGAUUCAGAAGUUAUCGUUGAAGCAUUUGCCCACAAUCGACUCAAAACGUUUCAUGAAGGUGCUCGACAAUACUGUGACACGAGUCCUACUAGUCUCUUCAUUUCCCCGGAUAGUGAAUAAUAUUUCGGAGUUUUCCCUUCUGCUUGGACGUAAUGCGACUGUUCUAUUUGAAACUUAUGGACCACUAAGCAAAUCGUUUGACGAGCAAUGCGGUCAGGGUAAAUAUCGUCCCCGGUUCACAGACCGCGAGGCGAUGGAACACCAGAGAUACAGUUUUCUGACUUUCGAUGACGGAAUGAGUGUCGGGUCGGAAAUGAUAAACAUGCCAGGUAGAUCCAAACCGCAGAUCACGAGUCGUUUAUUUGAAGUCACACGCUUGUUGUUGCGUGAAAUGAUGAACAAUCCAUUGGCUAUCUCCGCCCUGAUUCGCCAUCGGGAACAAUGGGCCAUUGAACCGAGUGCCAGUUGUCGUCGUCUCGCGGUCCAACUGGUACACCUACGCAGUCUCACACGGAACGAUCUGCUCACAACUCCGAAAGCUCGAGCGAGGCGAGAUGAGUUUUUGGAACGCUUGAGACGUCGUGAUAUGGAACAAAAGCGUAUGAUCGAAGAACUGACCAAACAGUUUCAAACUUUGCAGGAAAGCCAACGUUCUCAGCUGGUCGAACGUAUGGAGCGCGUUAAACAUCUACAGCGUCAAAUUCGAGACAUUCAAGAAAAAACGCAGAACGAGCUCAGUCAGUUGAAACACCAAUACGAUACUGAGCGUCAUUUGUCCAAUCAGAAGCAUAAAGAAUCCAUGCGGGCAAUGGAGUUGUUUUUGGAGACCUCAAAAACCCACUUGAAAACACUGAUAGAACAAAAUAUAAAGUACGAGCGCAAAGUACGCGCGGAAAAAUGGAAAGUGGAGGACGAAAUUAGCAACAUGCUAGCGAAAGCGGAUACGGAAAUGUUUGAAAUGCAGGCUGAAUACGAUGCUCGGGUAGAAGAGGAAACUAAAGAAAGCCAAGAAUGUGCACUCCUACUGGAAAAGUUAGAGCCUCUGAAGAAGUUGGCUGAUGCUGUGCUGGAAGAGAAACGUCUGGAAGCGGAACGUCAAGCGGCCGAAUUGGCAGAACAGGAGAACAUGAUACGGGCAGCAACCACCAUUCAGAGCUUGUGGCGUUCAUGGAAAGCGCGUAAAAUGAUUAAGGCUGAGCGUCGAAGAAAAAAAGUUAAAAACUAA
Messenger RNA from Echinostoma caproni, 1329 nucleotides. The record is from the annotation of a GenBank genome assembly. NCBI's taxonomy places the organism in Eukaryota, Metazoa, Platyhelminthes, Trematoda, Plagiorchiida, Echinostomatidae.